AUGGCGUCGAGGCUCGCCAAGGCUGGUUUCGACGUCACGCUGUUGGAGAAGAACGCCGACGUCGGCGGACGAUGCAGAAGCGAGGAGUUCACGGGGGGGGGUGAGGGGUAUCGGUUCGACACCGGACCGUCGUUGAUGUUACUCCCGGAGCGGUACAUGGAGCAGUUCACGUCGGUUGGUGAGAAGUUGGAGGAUUACUUGGAUAUCGAACGCGUGGACCCGGCGUACAGGGCGCACUUCGGCGAUCACACCACGCUCGAUCUCUUGUACGACAUCGAGGCGAUGCGAAAACAACUCGAUGACGUUGAGUUCGGCGCGGGCGGGAGGUACAUCGAUUGGCUCGGUAGGGCGCGGGCGAGUCUGGAUUACGGCGUCGCCGCGUUCAUCGAGCGCGACGCCAACUCCAUCUUAGAUUUCGUGGAUCUCUCUCGCGUCGGACCGCUCGCGCUCGCGGUGAAUCCGAUCGAUUUGUUGCUCCCGCAGUUUAACCAAAUGGCGAAGUACUUCAAGGACGAGCGUCUGCGCGCGCUGUUCUCGUAUCAGGAGUUGUAUGUCGGACUGAGUCCGUACAACGCCCCAGGAGUGUUCUCCUUGCUCGCCGCCACCGAGCUCACGGACGGAGUCUGGUACCCCAAGGGUGGAUUUACUAAGAUUCGUGAGAGCUUCAACGCUCUCGCGGAGAAGAUGGGGGCGAAAAUUCGUCUCAAUAGCCCGGUCGCGGAAAUCUUAACCGAAGAGGUGAGCGGCAUGGCGGAGGCCAAGGGUGGCACGCACACCGGUCGCAAGGUCACUGGCGUGCGUCUCGCCGACGGUGAAGUGAUCAACGCUGAUGUUGUUGUCGCGAAUCCCGACCUUCCGUGCGUUUGGGACCAAAUGCUCGACUCCGUCGGCGAGCCGGCGCAGCGGGAAAGCGAAAAAUGGGACAAGGCUGACUAUUCGUGCUCCGUGCUCGAGUUCAACUGGUGCCUGAAGAAGGAGAUCCCGGGAUUGUUGCAUCACAACGUGUUCUUAUCGGGCGACUACAAGGGUAGCUGGAACCGACCGGCCACGGUGGAUGACUUCGCGGCGCCGAAGCAACACAACUUUUACUGCCACAAUCCCGUGUACACGGAUAAGACGUGCGCGCCAGAGGGUGGCGCAUCGCUCAUGAUCUUGCUACCGAUCGCUAAUAUUAAAGAACAAGAAGAGAUCUGCAAGAAGCGCGGCGUUCCGGUCCCGAGCGAGGCCGAGCUCGUCGAGGCUGGCAGACAAGCCAUCCUUCGCCGAUUCAAGGAGGCCGGGCAUGGGGACCUCUCUGAGAUCAUCGCGCACGAAUCCGUCACCGUCCCCUCGGAGUGGCGUGACAAGUUUAACAUUAAAAACGGCGCGGUAUUCGGGUUGUCUCACGGUUUGCUUCAACUUGCCGCUUUCCGACCUCCGGUGCGCACCGGGAUCAAGCAACUGGACUCCCCCGUCGUCGAAGGCUUGCACUUUGUCGGCGCCUCCACGAGACCGGGCAACGGCGUCCCCUUGGUCCUCAUGGGCGUCAAGGUUGUCGCGGAGCAAAUCAUGCGCGAGGCCGAGGUCACAGCCCUCGCGCGCUAG
This is a messenger RNA of Ostreococcus tauri, 1584 nucleotides long. RefSeq names its product Phytoene desaturase CrtI family. NCBI's taxonomy places the organism in Eukaryota, Viridiplantae, Chlorophyta, Mamiellophyceae, Mamiellales, Bathycoccaceae. The transcript has a single exon. Gene Ontology annotation, biological process: carotenoid biosynthetic process. The record is from RefSeq and is a predicted model, not a curated record. Gene Ontology annotation, molecular function: oxidoreductase activity. The coding region runs from base 1 to 1584 and encodes 527 amino acids.